ACUUCUCUUCCUGAGUUACAAUCACUUUCACUUUCCUGCUGUCAGUCCGCAGCUCGCGUCGCAACAGCAAAGGAAAGAACCGUCGAGGCCUGGUCGAGGAUCUGUACUCAGAAAAAGAAAACCCUCCUCUGUCGGACGGGAAGCGUCUGCAUGCAGAAACAAGAGCCGGCGGCGACGCAGACAGAAAAGGUGUUCUCAUGGCUGCUGAAGUCACGCAGAAAGUCGAGCUGACAGAAGGGGAGGACCUUGCCCUCUCUCUGAGUGAAGCCCUCAGCAGCGGAAACAGUGAAGAAGCAGUUGAAAUCUGCAAGAAGCUCUCCCAUCUGCAGGUGCCCGUGUCAGUUAGCAUCAGCAGGGACGCCUACCCAGAGGACUCCAUCAGGUUGAAGGUUGGCGUGGAAGAUGCGCAGUCGGCCGACUACAUUCCUGUGACUGUCGUUGUUUCUUCCGGCAUGACGAUUGCAGAGCUGAAAGACAAGAUCAGCCACAGCUUCGGGUUCCACCCGUCACUGCAGCGCUGGGUGAUCGGCAAGCGGCUCGCCCAAGACCGGGACACGUUACACAGCCACGGCAUCCGUAAGGACGGGGACCAGGCUUUCCUGUUCAUCCUCUCCGCCCAAGCGGCUCAUCUCACGCGGCAGCAACACAAGCUGGAUCAAGAGCAGCAGCGUCUGGACAGUAUCGUGGAGUCGAUGCAGUCAGUUCAGCUCUGUCCCAGAGGUCUGGGUGGAGCUGAGGGCAAGAAAACACCUCCUCCAGAGGCUCAACGCGCUCUUCCUCCUGUUCUUCCUCCAAAAAUCAAGACUGUCCCUAAACCUCCUGUGCUUCCUAAACCUCAGUUGGGCUGGACCUGCCAGAUGUGCACUUACAUAAACAAGCCAACACGCCCCGGCUGUGAGAUGUGUGGGGGGGAACGGCCCGAAGAAUACAAAGUGCCGGACCUUUACCGCCCAGACCAGGACGAAGUUCAACGGAUUCAACAGGAGCAGCUGGCGACGUUGCAAUAUCAACAGGCUCGGGAGGAGGAACGUGAGCAAAACUAUCUGAGCCUCUUGGCAACGGAUGACCAGAACCUCAUCGGUAACGUCACAGAAGCAGAUUGUCCCAUUUGCUUCAGCCCCAUCCCGUCCGGAGAGGGAAUCGUGCUCAGGGAAUGUCUGCACACCUUCUGCAGGGAGUGUUUAAAAGAGACGAUAAUAAACAAUCACGAUGCUGAGGUGUCUUGCCCGGAAGCUUGUGAAAGCAAGAUACUGGACCGAGAAAUCAAAGAGCUGCUGACAGAAGAGGAGCACCAGCGCUUUUUGGAGUUGCGUCUGAGCAUCGCAGAGAGCCGCUCAGAGCACAGCUUCCACUGCCAGACGCCCAACUGCCGAGGCUGGUGCAUCUACGAGGACGAAGUCAACGAGUUCCGCUGUGACCUCUGCAAUGAAACCAACUGCAUUCUUUGCCGGGCGAUCCAUAACGGCAUGAACUGUAAGGACUACCAGGAUGACCUGCGCAUCCGAGCCGAAAACGACCAAGCCGCUCAGCAAACUAAGCAGAUGCUCGAGGGCAUGCUGCAGAACGGAGAGGCCAUGAAAUGCCCACGGUGUGACAUCAUCGUCCAGAAAAAAGAUGGCUGUGAUUGGAUCUGCUGUUUGAUGUGCAAGACGGAGAUCUGUUGGGUCACUAAACAGGCUCGAUGGGGCCCAAAUGGGAAUGGCGAUAUAUCUGCUGGCUGUCGAUGUCGAGUCAAUAAUCAGUUGUGUCAUCCUAACUGCCAAAACUGUCACUGAGGUGCGCUCUGCACACUAACAAACACGUAAGCAGCUGCGUAUACGUCUGUCUGGAUGCUCAAGGUUGUGCUGCCUGGAGAGGUUUGGAGCAUACGUGAUACUUGCGUCAUUAUGUCUUCCUUUAGUCUUCCCGUGUUAAAGUGCAAAAACUCAGUAGCUGUCAUGCUGCAGAAGUAAACCUUUUGGUUUUUAUAUCAGGAAAAAAAAUCAGCUAUAUCUGUCUUAUCUCUGUAAACAUAACAUAAAUUCUUGUUUGAAAAAGAAAAACCUUUUCCCUCUAAUGUAACAUUUGCAGAUUUUUCUGUGAUUUAUAAAUGCAUCAUAUCAUAGGAUUCAGACUUUCAUCUUGAGCCAGCAAAGUGCAUUGACUCGUAUUUUGAUCUGUACAGUAAAUUAAGUAAAUCUUCCAGAAAGAAAUACACAACAGACUUAACCUUUUUAAAGCCUUGAAUAUGAAAUAACACAAAAAAAUCCAAUAUGUAUUCCUAUUUGAAGUGUUAAGUUAUAUAUUGGAAUCAAAAACUGUUCAAAUUGUGUAUUAAAACAAUUGUCUUCCUUAUCAUGAAUACAUUAAGUGAAUUUACGUAUUUUCUGUUUAUUUUAUUUUAUUUUUAUUUCUUGGGGUUUGUAUGAAACUUUUUUUUUCCCUUUUUUGAUUAAGAGGAUGCUAUAAAGGUCUCAGAAAUUCAUGCAUCAAAUAUGAUACAUCUGGCAUUACAGGUUUAAACGUGUACACAGUAAAUGAAAAUGCCACCUCUCCAUCUGACAACUGCUUAUGGAAGGACCUUUUUAUUUUCUGUCAUGUGUGUGGCUACAACUAAUUCACAACAACCAGAAAUAAUUUAAUUCAUUCAUAAAAUUAUGUGUUCCAAACCUGACCAAGAAGUUGUAUAUUUGUGCCUGAAUAGUGACUACAGCUUAUUUUUGUUUUGUAAUUAUAAAGAAUUUAUCUACCAGACUGUGGGGAAGGAAUAUUUGUCUUUUAAUGUUUACAUGAAAUGCAUAAUUUAAUGGUGCAAGCCGAGCUGCUCGUAUUUCUCUUAAGUGUUCACCCUUGAAGAAUGUAUUACUACAAAAACAAUAAGAUGUGUAUCCAUAAAGGUUGAUGGGCUUUAUUUCUAUAUGAA
This is a messenger RNA of Cololabis saira (Pacific saury), 2902 nucleotides long. It is a transcript of the gene rbck1, whose product is annotated as RanBP-type and C3HC4-type zinc finger containing 1. The transcript is spliced from 13 exons. Gene Ontology annotation, biological process: positive regulation of canonical NF-kappaB signal transduction; protein linear polyubiquitination; proteasome-mediated ubiquitin-dependent protein catabolic process. Gene Ontology annotation, molecular function: ubiquitin binding; ubiquitin-protein transferase activity. Bases 198 to 1775 code for a protein of 525 amino acids. The record is from RefSeq and is a predicted model, not a curated record. Lineage: Eukaryota; Metazoa; Chordata; Actinopteri; Beloniformes; Belonidae. Gene Ontology annotation, cellular component: LUBAC complex.